Molecule: messenger RNA, 549 nt
Organism: Camellia sinensis
Lineage: Eukaryota; Viridiplantae; Streptophyta; Magnoliopsida; Ericales; Theaceae
Source: RefSeq, a predicted model, not a curated record
UACAGGAGCAAAUCUUCACACAAAUUAUGGGCCCAGAGCGACCUGGUCGUGUUCGGACGUUUGGAUUGGGACCGUCACCCACUGAUGUUUUUGGAGGUGGAUAUAGGCGGUCACAAGAGCAGAAUCGUCUCUUCCAAACUCAAGUUCAGGAACAAGUUCAAGAGCAACUUCAACGGUAUCAAAUGCAGUUUGAGUCGAAGAUGAAUGAAGUAAUGGAGAAACAAAUUCAGGCUAUACGCACAGAUUUUCAGUCACGAAUUCAGUUUUUGGAAUCUCAAUUGCAAGCUGCAGGCGUGCCCGUUGAUCCAGUUGUUGCACCAUCAAACCCAUUACAUAGGCAGCAGGUUGUGGAUUCACUUAGUAGUCAUCCCACUGUUCGGCCAAUGUCACAUCAACAACAAUCUCAUGCAUUUUCAUCCCAAGAGGUUCACCUUUCAAAGAAAGAGAAGAAGAAUAAGAAGAAGAAGAAGAACUAACAAGGUAAAAGUACUAAUAUCACUAGUUCGUGGUUUAUGUUCAUUUGAUUUGUAAGGCAUUGUUGGUUCUGAA